Molecule: messenger RNA, 360 nt
Organism: Talaromyces atroroseus
Lineage: Eukaryota; Fungi; Ascomycota; Eurotiomycetes; Eurotiales; Trichocomaceae
Product: FK506-binding protein 1B
Exons: 6
Coding region: 1-360 (119 amino acids)
Molecular function (GO): peptidyl-prolyl cis-trans isomerase activity
Source: RefSeq, a predicted model, not a curated record
AUGAGCUGGCAGAAGACUGUUCUCAGCCCCGGCAAUGGCACUGAUACGCCAGCAGUCGGCGCCAUGGUGAAGAUUGACUACACUGGCUGGCUCCGAGACCCCAGCAACCCCGACCACCAGAAGGGAACCCAAUUCGACUCUUCCAAAGGCCGUGGUCCGUUGGCAACACCCAUCGGUAAAGGCCGGGUCAUCAAGGGCUGGGAUGAGGGAGUUUUGUCCAUGACCCUCGGUGAAGAGGCCAUUCUGACCAUUGACUCGAGCUAUGCCUAUGGCGAUAGGGGAUUCCCAGGUGUUAUCCCAGCCAACUCCGACUUGAUCUUCCAAGUGAAACUUCUCGAAAUCAACGGCAAGCGAGCUUAG